CGCGCGCGGACGUCGGCGACGCUCGAUCGGACGACCGCGCGCGGCGGCGGCGGCGGCGCGGGCGCGCGCGCGAUGGCGACCACCGCGCGGCAUCCGAUCCUCGGCCCUCUUCUCGAGCGCUACGCGAGAGAGCUCGACGCGAAACUCGUCGACCUCGCGCGUCUGCAGAAGGAGUGGGAGUGCGAGCCGCCGGUGAUACUCCGCGCCGCCGCGCGCGCGGCGCCCAGACGGCUCUGGUCGCGACGCGGCGAGGACGGCGAGGACGGCGAGUACGACGACGAGUACGACGCGCCGAAACCGCCGCGGACGCCGUGGUCGAACCACGAGAAGGAACGCCUGCGACGCGGGCUGCUGUUCCACGGCCUCGGACGGUGGGAGAAAAUCCGCGACGCGCUCAAGAAGACGUCGCGCGCGAAGCACCCGACGAACGACGUCGCGGCGACGUGCUGGGACCUGCUUCGCGCGCUUCGCGCAAACCUGAAACCCGGCGGUAAGGAGUCGACGUACGUGUCGACGCGGCUGAGGGGCGCGCCGGAGAAGCCGGGAGGAAGCCGGGAAGACGACGACGGCCCGGACGAGCUCGUGGGCCCGUGGAGCAAGGUUAAGACCCUCGCGCGGUCGUGGGCGCGACGGUUGGAGCUUCUCGACGGCGUCAACCGCGCCGCGGAGCGCGCGGUCGCGGAGGAGACGCAAGACGACGCGCUCGCGCUGUUGGACUCGAGAGACUUCCCGCGAGGCGAUAAGCUUCCGGCGUUUUGGAACGCGACGUGCGAUCUGUACCUCCUGCACGGGAUCGCGACGCACGGGUUCGGGGCGUGGGAGGCGAUUCGCGCCGACCCGGAGUGCUUCGCGGCGUUCGCGCACGCGGCGAGAGAGAGCGGCGGCGACGCCGCGCUCGAGGAGCUGACGAAGAGCUGCGAGCGCAUCGACGCGCGCGCCGCGGCGAUCGCGUCCAAGAUGAAGGGCAUGCACGGCGGCAAGGACCCGACGAUCGCACACGCGGAGGACUGCGAGUGUUUCGUCUGCAAGAGGCGGCGGGCGAAGCGCGACGCGACGAAGACGACGACGGCGGCGGAGAAGGCGGACGACGACGACGACGACGACGACGACGACGAAGACGACGACGAAGACGAAGACCAGGAGGAAGAAGAGGAGGAGGAGGAGGUGCACGAAGAAGAGGACGAGGACGAGGACGAGGACGACGACGGGAACGAAGAGAACGAGGAGACUGAUAACGACGAGUCCGCGGCGGUCAACACCCCGCGCGGCGACGGCACGAAAUCGAAAUCGAAAGAGGAAGCUAAAGCCGACCGCGAAGCCGCGCGCGAAGCCGCGCGCCUCCAGAGGAUAGCCAACAAGAAGACGCACAAGGACAUCAAGCGAGCGAACGUCACGCCGAACAGCUGGCCGCUCGCGGAGGUUCUGACGCACCGCGUGAAGCAGCUCGCGAAGGGCCUCGGCGCGCGCGACGUCCUCGCGCCGUCGGAUCCGCCGUGGGUCGCCGCGUAUCUCGGAAGGAAACGCAAGAGAGCGCCGAGGGACCGGAACCUUCCCUUGCACGCGUUCGGCGGCGGCGAGGACGACGACGCGCGCGAGAAGGCGAAGCGCCGCGCGGAGCGGCGCGAGCGGAAACGCGCGCGCGCGAAGCGGCGAUCGGCGCGGAACGCGCAGGUCGCCGAGG
Molecule: messenger RNA, 1681 nt
Organism: Micromonas pusilla CCMP1545
Lineage: Eukaryota; Viridiplantae; Chlorophyta; Mamiellophyceae; Mamiellales; Mamiellaceae
Exons: 2
Source: RefSeq, a predicted model, not a curated record